Thalassophryne amazonica is the source of this 1290-nucleotide messenger RNA. RefSeq lists its product as uncharacterized. The record is from RefSeq and is a predicted model, not a curated record. NCBI's taxonomy places the organism in Eukaryota, Metazoa, Chordata, Actinopteri, Batrachoidiformes, Batrachoididae. The coding region runs from base 189 to 881 and encodes 230 amino acids. The transcript has 5 exons.
GUCGUGUGUGUGUGCGUCACAUUUCCUUUUUGUUCUUUUUCAGUUGGGCUUUCAUUCUCAGAUGUUUGUUCCUCGUUCAUUUUUUCACUGUUUUCUUGGAUUAUUAUUGUUGUUUUAAGUUUUUUCCGCGGCUGUGAUCAGGUCACCAUCAGGCUGUUCGACUGACAGCUGGGGGCGGAGCCUUGUGCAUGGCAGCAAUAUUGGUUCUGGUGUGGCUGGCAUUCCUGCUGCUGAGUACCGCUGUGUCCUCAGAUGUCACUACAGUGUCCGUCCAUCGUGGGGAGGCUGUCGUCCUGAUGUCUGGCCUGCAGAGGGCGCGCCCGAUGUUGGUCCAGGAUGUGAGGUGGAGCAGCCUCACCCUGCUGGUGUCGCUGAAGAACAACAGAACACAGUGUCACCAUGGACGCUGCGAGCUGCUGAGUGACGGCUCGCUGAACUUCAGCCGCAUAAGCCCCGACGACGCUGGAGAGUACGUUCUGGAGGUGUUUGAUGAAAACGGAAAACGAGUACUGAAAAGACGGUUUGAACUGGAGGUGGAGGGUGAGGACAGAGGGGGCGGGGCCUCAGCAAACAGGAGGACAGGUCUGCUGGUGACUGCAGCCGUCCUGCUGCUGUUCACCGUUGUCUUCUGUAUCCUGAGGAGGAGUAACCAAACUUCAGCAGCUUCACAAUUGGAGAACAACAUCUACAUGGAGAUGCACAGUUGCCAUGACAACCCAAGGAUGGCUCAGAAGACUGAAAGAGAUUUGGAGCCUAUUUAUGUUCCCUGUCAUCCUGUUGUCACCAUGGAAGUGGAAAACAUGCAGCAGAUGUCAGCGGGCCAUCAUGACAUCAUGUGUGGCAGCUUGUCAGAAGACACCUUGUAUCAGACUGGUUGUUAGCGGUGUUAGCCGCGUCUGCAGUGGUGAGCGUUAGCUGCCGCCAUUGUAGCAUUUGGACAUUUUUCCGUAUAACUUUAAUUAUUAGCGACCAGGAGUUCUAACCUCAUUUCUGCACUAAUGUCACAGCAACAAGAUGUCCUCAGUUCAAGCGUUUAGGAUCGGCUCAUUAGGUGACGUCAUCCAGAUCAAAUGUGCCGAGAAAGUUGUUGAAGUCGGUGAGAAGGACAGAAGUUGCAGAAAGUGUCUUCUGCAUGUGGUAGGAAUGUUCUGGGCAUAAUGUUCCAUCAGUUUCAUGACAUAUAACCAUAGUUUUAUUUUGUUUUAUUUUAUUUAACCUUUAUUUAACCAGGAAAGUCCCGCUGAAAUUAAAAACAAGAGCUGGACAUCAGCCAUUUUCUGGCAGAUUUCA